Molecule: messenger RNA, 9833 nt
Organism: Gavialis gangeticus (Gharial)
Lineage: Eukaryota; Metazoa; Chordata; Crocodylia; Gavialidae
Gene: TENM2
Product: teneurin transmembrane protein 2
Exons: 33
Coding region: 208-8700 (2830 amino acids)
Biological process (GO): neuron development; signal transduction; heterophilic cell-cell adhesion
Cellular component (GO): neuron projection; membrane
Molecular function (GO): protein homodimerization activity; cell adhesion molecule binding; protein heterodimerization activity
Source: RefSeq, a predicted model, not a curated record
AUAUGUUUUUCCUUCUUCUUGACAGUUAUUUCUCGCUUUUUGUUGUCUACCCGAUAAAGAGCUUUCUCACUUUGUGAAGAGUGGCGGAUACCUGUAAAGCUUGCAGAAUAGUGUGUUGGAGAACCACCAUUUUGGUGGUAGAGUGACUAAUCCCAGAUUAACGAUUGGCUAUUCUGGAAACGUUCAUUUUCUACCAGACCCAGAAUAAUGGAUAUAAAAGACAGAAGACAUCGCUCUUUGACAAGAGGUCGGUGUGGGAAGGAAUGCCGCUAUACAAGUUCUUCAUUGGACAGUGAGGACUGCAGAGUACCAACUCAAAAGUCCUAUAGCUCAAGUGAGACACUGAAGGCAUAUGAUCACGACACCAGAAUGCAUUAUGGAAAUCGAGUUUCUGAUCUGGUUCACAGAGAGUCAGAUGAGUUUCCAAGACAAGGAACCAACUUCACCCUGGCAGAACUUGGAAUCUGUGAACCCUCUCCACAUCGAAGUGGUUAUUGCUCAGACAUAGGAAUACUUCAUCAAGGUUAUUCCUUGAGUACCGGGUCUGAUGCUGACUCUGAUACAGAGGGAGGAAUGUCUCCAGAGCAUGCUAUAAGGCUAUGGGGAAGAGGAAUAAAAUCCAGGCGCAGUUCUGGUCUCUCGAGUCGUGAAAAUUCAGCCCUUACACUGACUGACUCUGACAAUGAAAAUAAGUCAGAUGAGGAAAAUGAUUUUCAUACACACCUUUCUGAGACAUUGAAAGACAGAAAGACAGGCUGGCAGCAGCUGGCUGAGACAAAGAACUCUCUGAUACGUCGUCCCAUUCCACCUACAUCUUCGUCUAGCCUUCUUCCAUCCGCUCAGCUGCCCAGUUCCCAUAAUCCUCCACCAGUUAGCUGCCAGAUGCCAUUGCUAGACAGCAACACGUCCCAUCAAAUCAUGGACACCAACCCUGAUGAGGAGUUCUCUCCCAAUUCAUAUCUACUAAGAGCAUGUUCAGGGCCACAACAGGCUUCCAGCAGUGGUCCUUCAAAUCAUCACAGCCAGUCAACACUAAGACCACCACUUCCUCCUCCUCACAAUCAUACACUGUCCCAUCAUCACUCCUCUGCCAACUCCCUAAACAGGAACUCACUCACAAAUCGGCGGAACCAGAUCCAUGCACCAGCUCCUGCACCAAAUGACCUGGCCACCACUCCUGAGUCUGUGCAACUUCAAGAUAGCUGGGUGCUCAAUAGCAACGUGCCACUGGAGACUAGGCAUUUCUUGUUUAAGACAUCUUCUGGAACUACCCCUCUGUUCAGUAGCUCUUCCCCGGGAUAUCCUUUGACCUCAGGAACAGUUUAUACACCACCACCUAGACUGUUGCCUAGAAAUACUUUCUCCAGAAAUGCGUUCAAGCUGAAAAAGCCCUCCAAGUAUUGUAGCUGGAAAUGUGCUGCUUUAUCAGCUAUUGCUGCUGCAGUUCUGCUUGCCAUCCUCCUAGCCUAUUUCAUAGCAAUGCAUCUGCUCGGACUAAACUGGCAGCUACAGCCAGCAGAUGGACACACCUUUAACAAUGGGAUAAGGACUGGAUUGCCAGGAACUGAUGAUGUGGCAACAAUGCCAUCUGGAGGCAGAGGACCUUGGGUUACUAGAAACAGCAGCAUAGACAGUGGGGAGGCAGAGGUUGGACGCAGAGUCACCCAGGAAGUACCACCAGGUGUAUUUUGGAGGUCUCAGAUCCACAUCAGCCAGCCACAGUUCCUCAAGUUCAACAUUUCCUUAGGGAAGGAUGCUCUUUUUGGUGUUUAUAUAAGAAGAGGACUUCCACCAUCACAUGCCCAGUAUGAUUUCAUGGAACGUCUGGAUGGGAAGGAGAAAUGGAGUGUGGUGGAAUCCCCUCGAGAGCGGCGCAGUAUCCAGACUCUUGUUCAGAAUGAAGCUGUUUUUGUUCAGUACUUGGAUGUGGGUUUGUGGCACUUGGCGUUUUACAAUGACGGCAAAGACAAAGAGAUGGUUUCUUUCAGCACAGUUAUCUUGGAGGAGACAGGCCUGUUGAUUGCUACUACCCCAAAAGGAGGCAGAGAUUCAGUGCAGGAUUGUCCCCGUAACUGCCAUGGGAAUGGCGAGUGUGUAUCUGGAGUCUGCCACUGUUUUCCAGGAUUUCAUGGAGCUGAUUGUGCAAAAGCUGCAUGCCCUGUUCUGUGUAGUGGUAAUGGACAAUACUCCAAAGGAACCUGUUUGUGCUACAGUGGCUGGAAAGGGCCAGAAUGUGAUGUACCCAUCAGCCAGUGUAUUGAUCCCUCAUGUGGAGGUCAUGGAACUUGCGUUGAAGGGAAUUGUGUCUGCUCUGUUGGCUACAAAGGAGAGAACUGUGAAGAAGUUGAUUGUUUGGAUCCAACCUGCUCCAAUCAUGGUGUCUGUGUGAAUGGCGAAUGUCUCUGUAGCCCAGGUUGGGGUGGCCUAACCUGUGAGCUUCCCAGAGCACAAUGCCCAGACCAGUGUAGUGGGCAUGGUACUUACCUCUCUGACACAGGCCUCUGUAGCUGUGAUCCCAACUGGAUGGGUCCUGACUGCUCUGUUGAAGUGUGUUCUGUGGACUGUGGCACUCAUGGUGUGUGCAUUGGCGGAGCAUGUCGUUGUGAAGAAGGAUGGACAGGAGUGGCGUGUGACCAGCGUGUGUGCCAUCCCCGCUGCACGGAGCAUGGAACCUGUAAAGAUGGGAAAUGUGAAUGCAGAGAGGGCUGGAAUGGGGAGCACUGCACCAUUGGAUAUUUCCAUCACAGCAUCCCUCGCUGUUUUCUAAUAAAGGAACAGCCUACAACACUGUGCUUGGAUGGCUGCCCUGAUUUGUGCAAUGGCAAUGGGAGAUGCACACUCGGUCAGAACAGCUGGCAGUGUGUCUGCCAGACCGGCUGGAGAGGGCCUGGAUGCAAUGUUGCCAUGGAAACCUCCUGUGCUGAUAACAAGGAUAAUGAGGGAGAUGGCCUUGUGGACUGCCUAGACCCAGAUUGCUGCCUCCAGUCUACUUGUCAAAAUAGUCUGCUGUGCCGAGGCUCACGUGAUCCUCUUGACAUCAUACAACAGAGCUACUCUGGUUCACCAGCCGUGAAGUCAUUCUAUGAUCGAAUCAAGCUCUUAGUGGGGAAGGAGAGUACUCAUAUAAUUCCAGGAGAAAACCCCUUCAACAGCAGCCUUGUGUCUCUUAUAAGAGGCCAAGUAGUGACUACAGAUGGAACUCCACUCGUCGGAGUCAAUGUGUCAUUUGUCAAGUAUCCAAUGUACGGCUACACCAUCACUCGCCAGGAUGGCACGUUUGACUUGGUCGCAAAUGGUGGGGCAUCCCUAAGUCUGCACUUUGAGCGGGCCCCAUUUAUGAGUCAAGAAAGGACAGUGUGGUUGCCAUGGAAUAGCUUCUAUGCUAUGGAUACUCUGGUGAUGAAGACUGAGGAGAACUCCAUUCCCAGCUGUGACCUAAGUGGCUUUGUCCGCCCUGACCCAGUCAUCAUUUCAUCACCACUUUCUACAUUCUUCAGUGAUGCUCCUGGUCGAAAUCCCAUAGUACCAGAAACCCAGGUUCUUCAUGAAGAAAUUGAGAUCCCUGGCUCUAGUGUAAAGCUCUGCUAUCUGAGUUCUCGUACUGCUGGAUACAAAUCUUUGCUUAAAAUCACCAUGACCCAGUCUCUGGUGCCUCUGAACUUAAUUAAAGUUCAUUUGAUGGUAGCUGUGGAAGGGCAUCUGUUUCAAAAGUCAUUUCAAGCAUCCCCCAACUUGGCAUAUACAUUUAUCUGGGAUAAAACAGAUGCAUAUGGUCAAAAGGUUUACGGUCUGUCGGAUGCUGUAGUUUCUGUGGGUUUUGAAUAUGAGACUUGCCCCAGUUUGAUUUUGUGGGAGAAGAGAACAGCACUGCUGCAAGGAUUUGAACUAGACCCAUCAAAUUUAGGAGGCUGGUCUUUGGACAAACACCAUGUACUUAAUGUCAAGAGUGGUAUACUGCAUAAGGGCAAUGGAGAGAAUCAGUUUUUAACUCAGCAACCAGCUGUGAUUACUAGUAUUAUGGGGAAUGGACGAAGAAGAAGCAUCUCCUGCCCAAGUUGCAAUGGUCUAGCAGAAGGAAACAAGCUUUUGGCCCCUGUGGCACUUGCAGUGGGAAUUGAUGGAAGCCUCUUUGUUGGGGAUUUUAACUACAUUCGGCGCAUCUUCCCAUCAAGGAAUGUCACCAGUAUUUUGGAGCUAAGAAAUAAAGAGUUUAAACAUAGCAACAAUCCUGCCCAUAAAUACUACCUGGCUGUGGAUCCUGUUUCGGGUUUGCUGUAUGUAUCAGACACCAACAGCCGACGGAUCUACCGUAUCAAAUCCCUGACUGGUGCAAAGGACCUGGCUGCUAAUUCUGAAGUGGUAGCAGGGACUGGAGAGCAGUGUCUGCCUUUUGAUGAAGCGAGAUGCGGAGAUGGAGGGAAGGCAGUGGACGCAACCCUAAUGAGCCCUCGAGGAAUUGCUGUGGAUAAAUAUGGACUCAUGUAUUUUGUUGAUGCCACUAUGAUUCGGAAAGUUGAUCAGAAUGGAAUUAUAUCAACUCUACUGGGUUCCAACGACCUAACUGCUGUUCGACCCCUAAGCUGUGAUUCUAGCAUGGAUGUCACCCAGGUACGGCUAGAAUGGCCAACUGAUCUUGCUGUCAAUCCAAUGGACAACUCACUUUAUGUCCUGGAAAACAAUGUUAUUUUACGGAUCACAGAGAAUCAUCAGGUUAGCAUUAUUGCUGGACGUCCCAUGCAUUGCCAAGUCCCUGGUAUAGACUACUCCCUCAGCAAACUGGCCAUUCACUCUGCCCUGGAGUCAGCCAGUGCAAUUGCCAUCUCACAUACUGGAAUCCUUUAUAUCAGUGAGACAGAUGAGAAAAAAAUUAACCGCCUACGGCAGGUGACCACCAAUGGAGAGAUCUGCCUCCUUGCAGGGGCAGCUUCAGACUGUGACUGCAAAAAUGAUGUGAACUGUAACUGCUAUUCUGGGGAUGAUGGUUAUGCAACUGAUGCCAUCUUAAAUUCACCAUCCUCCUUAGCUGUUGCACCCGAUGGAACAAUCUACAUAGCUGACCUUGGAAAUAUCCGUAUUAGGGCUGUUAGUAAAAACAGACCUAUUCUUAACUCUUUCAACCAGUAUGAGGCUGCAUCUCCAGGAGAACAGGAGCUAUAUGUCUUCAAUGCUGAUGGAAUCCACCAGUACACACUUAGCCUAGUUACUGGCGAGUAUCUGUAUAAUUUCACUUACAGUAGUGAUAACGAUGUCACAGAAAUAAUUGAUAAUAAUGGCAACUCCUUGAAGAUUCGUCGGGAUAAUAAUGGAACACCGCGACAUUUACUGAUGCCUGACAAUCAGAUUGUCACGCUAGCUGUUGGUGCUAAUGGUGGACUCAAGGUAGUGUCAACCCAGACUCUGGAACUUGGAUUAAUGACAUACAAUGGCAAUAGUGGUCUCUUGGCAACAAAGAGUGAUGAAACGGGAUGGACAACCUUUUAUGACUAUGACCACGAAGGACGACUAACCAAUGUAACACGCCCCACUGGAGUGGUUACCAGCCUUCACCGUGAAAUGGAAAAGUCUAUCACCAUAGAUAUUGAGAAUUCCAAUCGAGAUGAUGAUGUUACAGUCAUUACCAAUCUUUCCUCAGUGGAGGCUUCCUACACAGUAGUUCAAGAUCAAGUGAGGAAUAGCUACCAGCUCUGUAAUAAUGGCACUUUGAGAGUGAUGUAUGCCAAUGGAAUGAGCAUUAGCUUCCACAGUGAACCUCAUGUCCUGACCGGCACUGUAACCCCCACCAUAGGACGGUGUAAUAUUUCCCUACCAAUGGAAAAUGGCUUAAACUCAAUUGAAUGGCGACUAAGAAAAGAACAGAUUAAAGGCAAAGUGACUGUGUUUGGAAGAAAGCUCAGGGUCCAUGGAAGGAACCUGUUGUCCAUUGAUUAUGACCGGAAUAUACGCACAGAAAAAAUAUAUGAUGAUCACAGAAAAUUUACAUUGCGGAUAAUUUAUGAUCAGUUAGGACGUCCUUUUCUUUGGCUACCCAGCAGUGGGCUGGCUGCUGUGAACGUCUCUUAUUUCUUCAAUGGACGAUUGGCUGGACUUCAGCGUGGUGCCAUGAGUGAAAGAACAGAUAUAGAUAAACAAGGCAGGAUUAUAUCCCGCAUGUUUGCUGAUGGGAAAGUGUGGAGUUAUACAUACCUGGAAAAAUCUAUGGUACUACUACUUCAGAGCCAGCGGCAGUACAUCUUUGAGUAUGAUUCCUCAGACCGGCUCCACGCUGUUACCAUGCCUAGUGUUGCUCGACACAGCAUGUCUACUCAUACAUCUAUUGGCUACAUUAGGAAUAUUUAUAAUCCUCCUGAAAGCAAUGCUUCAGUGAUUUUUGAUUACAGUGAUGAUGGCAGGAUUCUGAAAACAUCAUUUUUAGGAACUGGGCGACAAGUGUUCUACAAGUAUGGAAAACUAUCCAAGUUGUCUGAAAUUGUUUAUGACAGUACUGCAGUUACUUUUGGAUAUGAUGAAACUACUGGAGUCCUGAAAAUGGUGAACUUACAGAGUGGUGGGUUUUCAUGCACAAUUCGAUACCGUAAAAUUGGUCCACUGGUUGACAAACAAAUCUAUAGGUUCUCUGAAGAAGGCAUGGUCAAUGCGAGGUUUGAUUAUACCUAUCAUGAUAAUAGCUUUCGAAUUGCUAGCAUCAAGCCUAUAAUAAGUGAGACACCUCUUCCAGUUGAUCUUUACCGUUAUGAUGAAAUCUCUGGAAAAGUAGAGCAUUUUGGCAAAUUUGGAGUCAUCUAUUAUGAUAUAAAUCAAAUCAUUACUACCGCAGUGAUGACACUGAGUAAACACUUUGAUACCCAUGGACGCAUUAAAGAGGUUCAGUAUGAAAUGUUCAGAUCACUCAUGUACUGGAUGACAGUCCAGUAUGAUAGCAUGGGAAGAGUGACUAAGAGAGAACUGAAACUUGGACCUUAUGCCAACACAACUAAAUAUACCUAUGAUUACGAUGGAGAUGGGCAGCUCCAAAGUGUGGCGGUAAAUGACAGGCCAACCUGGCGUUAUAGUUAUGAUCUUAAUGGGAAUCUUCAUCUCUUGAAUCCAGGAAAUAGUGUCCGAUUGAUGCCUCUACGGUAUGAUCUUAGAGACAGGAUUACACGUCUGGGUGACAUGCCAUACAAAAUUGAUGAUGAUGGAUUCUUGUGCCAGCGAGGCUCAGAUAUAUUUGAAUACAAUUCCAAAGGUCUCUUAACAAGAGCUUACAACAAAGCAAGUGGAUGGAGUGUUCAGUACCGUUAUGAUGGACUGGGGCGAAGGGCUUCUUGUAAAACUAACCUGGGGCACCAUCUUCAGUACUUUUAUGCUGAUCUUCACAACCCAACAAGAGUAACACACAUCUAUAACCAUUCCAAUUCAGAGAUUACCUCUUUAUACUAUGAUUUACAAGGCCAUCUCUUUGCAAUGGAAAGCAGCAGUGGAGAAGAAUACUAUGUCGCCUCUGAUAACACAGGAACACCCUUGGCAGUAUUUAGUAUCAAUGGCCUCAUGAUCAAGCAACUUCAGUAUACUGCAUAUGGAGAAAUAUAUUAUGAUUCCAACCCUGACUUCCAAUUAGUUAUUGGAUUUCAUGGAGGAUUAUAUGACCCUCUGACAAAACUGGUCCAUUUUACUCAGAGAGACUAUGACGUUCUGGCUGGGCGCUGGACAUCUCCUGAUUACACAAUGUGGAAAAACAUCGGUAAGGAGCCUGCUCCGUUCAACUUGUACAUGUUCAAGAGCAACAACCCUCUCAGCAAUGAAUUGGAUUUAAAGAAUUAUGUAACAGAUGUGAAAAGCUGGCUGGUGAUGUUUGGAUUUCAGCUCAGCAACAUUAUUCCUGGUUUCCCUAGAGCAAAAAUGUACUUUGUACCUCCUCCAUAUGAAUUGUCAGAGAGUCAAGCAUGUGAAAAUGGACAGCUAAUUACUGGAGUCCAGCAGACAACAGAAAGACACAAUCAAGCAUUUAUGGCCCUGGAGGGACAGGUCAUCUCUAAACGAUUACAUGCCAACAUUAGAGAGAAAGCAGGGCACUGGUUUGCCACAACCACUCCCAUUAUUGGGAAAGGGAUCAUGUUUGCUGUAAAGGAAGGCCGUGUAACCACUGGCAUUUCCAGCAUAGCCACAGAAGACAGCAGAAAAAUUGCCUCUGUCCUUAACAAUGCUUACUACUUGGAAAAAAUGCACUACAGCACUGAGGGAAAGGAUACUCAUUACUUUGUAAAGAUUGGAUCAUCCGACAGUGACCUCGUCACCCUGGCAAUGACCAGUGGGCGGAAGGUACUGGAUAGUGGAGUAAACGUUACAGUUUCCCAGCCAACCCUCCUUAUCAAUGGAAGGACUCGAAGGUUUACUAAUAUUGAAUUCCAGUACUCUACUCUACUGCUUAACAUACGCUAUGGACUGACCCCUGACACACUGGAUGAAGAAAAGGCAAGAGUUUUAGACCAGGCUCGACAGCGAGCCUUGGGAUCAGCAUGGGCCAAAGAACAGCAGAAGGUGCGGGAUGGCAAAGAGGGCAGCCGCUUAUGGACGGAUGGAGAGAAGCAGCAACUUUUGAACACAGGAAGGGUUCAAGGUUACGAGGGAUACUAUGUACUUCCAGUGGAGCAGUACCCAGAGCUAGCAGACAGUAGCAGCAACAUCCAGUUUUUAAGACAGAAUGAAAUGGGAAAGAGGUAACAAAUUAACCUGCUGUCAUCCUUUGCUGGAUGAAUCAGUAGUCACAACUGUUAUCUCCUCUCCUAAGGAGAUGAAGACCUAAACAGGGGCACUAGGCUGAGCUACUUUGGGAUAGUAAGUGGCAAGAAAGCUCACAUUUUUUGAGUUAAAUGCUACUGUUGAAGUGAUUAAAAACCACUUCCUGAAGUGGACUAAAGCCAGACUGAAAACUUUAACCAUACAAAUUAAAAAGUACCCCUAAAAUAUUACCCACUUGUUCUGGGUCUAAAGAAAAAAAAAAGAAAAAUAAAAAAGAAGGCCUCAUAUUAUAUUACCUCACUCCAUUCACAUGUGAGCAAACUUUAAGAAAUCCAAGAGGGCCACCUUCACUAGACCAGCUGAUGAAACAAAAAAAGAUUCAGACCGCUUGUUUGAUAAAUAUUCAAGAGGUUUUCAUUUAAAGCAAAAUACAGGUGCAUUUAAAACAUGACUUUGGGGUGAUUUGUGUGUAGCAACUGGAGGGAAAUGAUAACGCAAGUGAGAGAGCACUGGAAAUAGUAAAGAAACAUAUAUUUAAAACAUAAAAAACCUGCACUUGCACUCAGACCCUGCGUUUGUCUGGCCUGAAGUUUAAUUUAUUCAAAGAGGGCAGAGUGUAAAGUUGAAUUCAAAAUGGUGGCUAUAAAUCACUACAAAUAAAUUUCAUACUCUGUUUGUCUUUGAAGAUUCCAUUGUGGACAGUAUAACACAGUUACAGGGUGUAGUCUGUUUAGAUUCAGUAGUUUGUUGGUAUCAGUUCCAGUAGAGCUGUGGGCAUUGUGUUACACUAUUGCAAAUGGGCACCACUUCAGAUCACCCUGUACAUACAUCAGCCAGAAGGCACAAUCACUGUUUCAGAUUUAAAAAUUAUUAGUGUGUUUGUUUGGUCGAGAAACUGAGACAAUCACAUUACAGUCACCGCAAAAGAAAAAAAACAAGUCUAAUAAGAACUUUGGUACAAGAACUUUUUUGUAAUAUACAUGUAUGAAUUGUUCAUUGAGUUUUUAUAUUAAUUUUAAUUUGCUGCUAAGCAAAGAAUAGAGACAGGCAAAGAUAAUUUAUGGCAAAGUGUUUAAAUUGUUUAUACAUAAAUAAAGUCUCUAAAACUCCCGUGA